AUGCCUUCUGCAGCUGCGUCUCCAUCUCCGUCUUCUCCAAAGGCCUUGACUAAUAUUACUACUACUAAUAUUAUAAAUAAUAUAAAUACUACUAUUGCUACCAAUAUCCCAGCAUCCUCCUAUACACAGCAUCAACAGUCUUCACUUCCCACAUCACUCAACUCAAACCUCCUAAAGUCCUUGACUUCCGUUCACCUUCCCCCACCACCCUCUUCAUCUCCUCCAGCACAGACUAGCACUCUAGCCACACCUCUCUCGUCUUCCUCGGGGCUGUCAAUAGCCUCCUCGGUCUCCAAACACGGACCCCAUACACCUGGACUCACCCCGGAUAGCAAGCUCUCAGCCUCAUCUCACCACUUUGUCACAACACCCCUUUCUUUCACACUCUCCCAGUACACUCCUCCACCCACCUGCUCGGUGGCAACUCCCUGUAACUCUUCAAGUUCAGGCACUUCCAACAUGACUUCCUCUGGAGCCUCUUCUUCUUCUUCUACCAUAAAACCUCCAAUUAACACCAAUCCAGAGUCCUUAGGCUCUUCGGGUAUCUCCAUGAAAAGACAAAUCGCAACUACUGCAUCCCAUCGUGCAACAGAUAUUCCAGCAAGCAGCACCACCAAAAAUAACACCACCAGUUCAGUUUCCUCUAAUUCAAGCACUCGAAUCAACCCCAUAAUGACCCGGUCAGCGUCUAAUGCUCAUUCAAAUAAAGUCAGUAACAACAUCGGUGCACCUGUCUCAAAGCCAAAACACACGGGUUCUACAGCCACUGCUGGUCCUAUCAAAUCCACUUUAGCGUCUACAGCAAUAGCAUCAGCAGCGGCAGCGGCAGCGGCAGCAGCAACAACAACAACAACAGCAGCAGCAGCAGCAGCAGCAGCAGCAAGCCAGCAACAACCUCUGACACUCAAAUUAAAUUUGAGAUCCCCCCUCGCGUCAAAAAAUAGCACCCCAGAGGCCUCGGUUUCAUCUGCCGCCGCCCCAGCACCAAGCUCAAAACCUGAAACCAAUCCCUCCCAAACUACGACCGCAGCAUCGUCUCACAUUGCCUACUCGGCGUCGCAACCUCAAAAUACACAACCAUCAUCACGUGCAUCUUCGACCUCUCCACAGAUUCUUUCUGCUUCGAGUACUUCUACUUCUACUUCUUCCUCUUCCUCUUCUUCUUCCUCUUCCUCUUCUUCUUCCUCUUCUUCUUCCUCUUCUUCUUCCUCUUCUUCUUCCUCUUCUUCUUCCUCUUCUUCUUCUUCCUCUUCUUCCUUUGUCAUUGACUGUACUUCUCUCGAAAAUAAAGAUUCACCUUCCAGUGCUUCACCAUUUUCUGAAAGCGUCUCUUCUUCCUCCUCUUCAUCAUCUUCUUCUACCGACGAAAUGCUUCACCAUGGCUUUGCCUAUUCGCAUUCGGUCCCAACCCUUGGCUCAAAGUUCCCCCCAAACACCAACCCUUCCUCUUCUAAUACUGAUGUAAGCAACAAAGAGAAUGCCUUCUCAGCCCCAAACAAUAUUUAUCCAACAUCUAUCACUCCUCAGAUCAUUGGUCAUAAUCUAGUUUCUACCAUAAAUCACUCUUCUGGUUCAAUCAUGGCCACUGUCCCAACUUCUGCAUCCCUUUCCGGUGCUGGCACCGGCUUAGGUUCUGUUUCUUGCCAGGGGCCUGCAGUUACUCAGAUGUCUGCUGUUUUUGAUCCUAAUCUUCAUCAUUACUCCAACCCAGCAUAUACCAUUCAAUUCCAACAGCAACAGCAGCGACAAACUCAACACCAUUAUAAUCUUCGAAGUUCUUCUGCAAAACCCACAGAAGCUGCUACUUCCUUAGCUAUGAAAGCCCCAGGCCCAGUUUCAAAAUCUCAUCAGCAUCCUUUGUCUGCUCGACAUAUCUCCCAUCCACAACACAUCUCUCUUUCUCAAGAACAAGAAAUCCCAUCGCCUAACGACAUGCCACCUAUUGUUGACGAUGGGUCUAAGCCUCCAUAUUCCUAUGCAACACUCAUUGGAAUGGCCAUUCUUCGCUCGCCAGAACGCAAACUGACACUGUCUCAAAUCUAUAAGUGGAUUAACGAUACGUUCGCUUGGUACAGCAAAAGCAAAAGUGGCUGGCAAAAUUCUAUCCGUCACAAUCUAAGUUUAAACAAGGCUUUUCGAAAACAAGAACGGCCAAAGGGUGAUCCAGGGAAAGGUAACUACUGGCUUGUAGAGCCUGGCUGUGAGUUCCAGUUUAUUAAGGGUAGAACAGUUAAGCGACCAAAUUCUGUUUUGUCUUCGCAGUCUUCAUUGAUUUCCAAAAACACAAGCACUUCCUCUACUGCUGCUGCUUCUUCUUCUUCUUUUUCUUCAUCCUCUUCCAAUGCUGGUCGAGCACUUUAUUCAAAUUUUACUAACCCAACACCUGCGGUUGUUGCUGUUAGUUCAAUUAAGCAACAGAAUUUGCAACAACAACAACAACAGAAGCAGCGCCAACAGAUUCAACAACAACCCCAUCAACACCCUCCUCCUCCUCCUCGAUCAAAGUCAGCUGGUCCUACCCUUGCUAUUACUCAAACCCCUUCUCUUCAUAGCACUAUUGCCUCUGCUGCUGCUGUUGCUGUUGCGGGCACCGCUACUACUUCUCUAGCCGUGCCUUCCAAACCUUCUCAGGCUCAUGCCGCCCAAAUUCCAAAGAUUCAAUUUAACCUUUCCCAAAACCUCAAUGAACAACAGCAACAACCGAAACAGGUUUCACCUGAAAGUUCUUCCGAGGAUUCCAGCAAUAUUUCAUCGUCUUUGAUAGCAGAUGAACUCAAGUCUAUUAAUAACAACCCCCUUCCAUAUUCCGACGACUUUUAUUCGCCCAUCCGACGCUCAAAAACUGCAAUUGGCUUGCAAACAUAUGGGAAGCCUAUUUUAGACCUGGAUUCCCCCACGCGCAAGCGCUCCAUUGGUGCAAUUGAUGUCACAGCUCCAAAUUCAUCUUCUCUCCUGGAUGUAUCGAGUCCUAGCAGCGAGACUGACUUGAAACGUCGGCGUCUUAAUAAUGCUCGCAGUGUGUCCCACAGUAGUGCGCUCCCCACUAUGCUCCAUCAUAACUCUGUUGGAACAUUGGAUGUCGAUCGUAUUCCUAGCAUUUUGGCUCCACCAACCUCUUGGCUACCCUUUGCUUCUUCUGAUGACGCCACAGGACUCUGCAUGACUCCUUUGGCUUAUGGACAAUUCGAGUCUCCCAAAACAAAAAGCUCGGAUUUGCUACUUUCCACCGUCAAUGGCGUCACUGGUAACAACACCAUCAGCGGAAACCCUAGCAAAUCUACUAGCACACCAAGCCGCAGUGGACUUGGCCCUGCCAUCACUCUUACUGUUACUGAGGAUAAUGAAACCCACAAGACUGCUGGGACCCCCAAUCUAUUAGCAUCCGGCACCCAUCAUAUUCCUAUUUCUAACUCAUUGGUUCCGCAUGCCCACUUGUACAAUGGAAAGUUGUUUUCUCCAUCUCCUUUCAAGCGUUCUUUUGGUUUCAAUUCACCAAUUUCGCAUGAAUUUGAAGAUAUCUAUCCAUAUUCGCCCAUUCGUUCGUCCCCAUCACGCGCUCGGUUGCUUAAUAGAGAAGAGGAUGACAUUAUCUCAAGAGCAUGCUUUGGCUCACCUGAAAAGCGUGCUGCUAAAAGACGUGACUAUCUGGGAUAUGGCGGGGUUAGUUAUGAGUUUGUAGGAGAAUCUUCUGAACCUGUUUUCGGUGUUGAUAUUUGUCAAGUAGUCAAGCGUGCUGUCGAGGUUAAAGACGCUGCCAAAGCUUCUACCUCAAAAUCUAUGACAUAUUCAACUAACAACCAUUUGGAUACUAACACUUCUCAUGCUGCAGGGAGACGUGCCUCUGCAUCGCCAGCACUUCCUACUCAGCCAGUUGGAAGUAAAUUGUCAAACAUUUCCACCACUUCGACACCUAAGCCUGCCUCAAAACUUUCUUCAAUUUCUAGCACAUCUGAAGGCAAUGUUUCUAUCAAAGAUGUCGCUGCUGGUACUUCUUCUGAUGGAACAGCUGAUGCUUCUGUCGUAUCGUUGAUUGAUGAUGACGACAGCACCGAGGACGAAGAAGAAGAAGAAGAAGAAGGUGGUAACGGUACUGGUGAUGUCAUUGGAAAUGACGGCAGCAAGCAUGCCGCAUACAAGAAUAUGGAAGUCUCUGAGCGCAAAAAGAUGAUUUCUUCUGUUGCGGCCGCACGUCGUCAUGGAUCAUCAUCUGCAGCAUCUUCAUGUGAUGCUGUUGUUGCUGCUGCCGCUGCCCUUGCCAAUGCAGUAUCACGCACAUCGUUGACAGCUCCCUCCUCUGUUCCUGAAGUCUCAGACGAUCCUUUGGUUCAAGAAGAUAGUGCUGUCACUUCAUCUGGAUCUGCAAAUGCACCCACCUUGUCGGCCCCUACCGCAUCUUCUCUUGCAGGAGUACACAUGUCACUCCGUCAGUUCCAAUCUCCAACCACUGCCAAAUUCCAAUCUCCAUACUUUGACGCUGAGAGAUUUUUGCACUAUGAUUCUCCCAUCAAGACCCAAAGUAGCGUUUUUUCCCCGCAGCACCGCCGUGGUAGAAGCGGCAACGGUCGACCGGACUAUUAUUAA
Magnusiomyces paraingens is the source of this 4581-nucleotide messenger RNA. RefSeq lists its product as uncharacterized. Gene Ontology annotation, molecular function: RNA polymerase II cis-regulatory region sequence-specific DNA binding; DNA-binding transcription factor activity, RNA polymerase II-specific. The coding region runs from base 1 to 4581 and encodes 1526 amino acids. Gene Ontology annotation, biological process: regulation of transcription by RNA polymerase II. NCBI's taxonomy places the organism in Eukaryota, Fungi, Ascomycota, Dipodascomycetes, Dipodascales, Dipodascaceae. The record is from RefSeq and is a predicted model, not a curated record. The transcript has a single exon.